This is a messenger RNA of Misgurnus anguillicaudatus (oriental weatherfish), 1853 nucleotides long. It is a transcript of the gene pus10, whose product is annotated as pseudouridine synthase 10. Gene Ontology annotation, biological process: tRNA pseudouridine synthesis. Gene Ontology annotation, molecular function: RNA binding; pseudouridine synthase activity. Lineage: Eukaryota; Metazoa; Chordata; Actinopteri; Cypriniformes; Cobitidae. The record is from RefSeq and is a predicted model, not a curated record.
AGGAGCCGACUUCUGUUGUGUUACGUUGUAUUUAUAUAAAUAUAUAUUGCAUGAUUUAGAAUAAUUUAAACAUAAAAAUCUUGUUACAAUAGGACAUUUUGAAGGCUAGUUUUGUUUAUAAACACGUGCAAGUGCACGCUUCAAAGAAGCCGGUGGUCUUUGUUUUUCUGAUUUAAAAGAAUAAAUGUCAUUCAGUUAAGUAUGCUUAACCUCAAAGAGAAAGAUCGGCCAAUCAUAAGAAAGCUGUUGGCUGCCGGAUGCUGCGCGAGAUGCGUCUUACGCUUCUGCUGUGUGGGAACCUGCUCCUCAUAUAGACAAUCCCACGGGGACUUACACAAAGAGCUUCUCACUUUCAUCCGGGAAGAAAACUGCCAGCAAUCCCAUGAUGCCUCUGGUCAGGGUGAGACAGAAGAUCCACCAAACAAACGCAUGAAAGUGGAGGACGAUAUCAGCGCAGAUGAUUCGAUCACUUCAGGAGAACCUCAAACAGACUCGGACAUUUGUCCGAUCUGUCUUGGAGUACUGCAGGAGUUUUGUGAUCCCACUUUUGUCAAACAGGUGUCAGAUGCUGUAAAAAAAGAGCAGUACUUGUUUGAAAGUCUCGUGCUGACUGUUUCUUUGCCUGCUCAGCUGUCUGUCAGAGAGCAUUCUUGUUGGUUGCAUGUCAAGCAGGAAGUCAGGCAAAAGAGCAUGUGUUUGGGGAAAGAUGAUGUCAUUCAGGUAAAGGAUGCGUUCAAGUGGGCGAUACAAGGAAAGAUCUGUCAGGAACUGGGAGCUGCUGUGCUGGCCAAUAGUCCGUUUGAAGUGAGCGUUGGCUUUACGCACCCAGAAACUGAAGAGGAUUGUCAUUUCCUGGCAACCACAUGUCCGGACUGUUUUAAACCCACCAAAAACAAAGCGUCCAUCUUCACCAGGAUGGCAGUGGUCAAAGCUUUGGAGAAGAUCUCUGAUGAGAAGUUUACCAAGCAUUACCCCAGUCCACCAAAGAAACCAAGCUCUAAAUGUACAGCCCUGGACACCACAUGUCUUCACACAUCUAUCUUUAUAGCAGGUCGAUAUAAUAAGUUUUCGAGAGAGCUUCCUCAGACGCCAUGGGUGAUCGACGGAGAAAGACGUAUGGAUGGAUCUGUGGAGGAACUCAUUGCUGCUCCUUUGCUGUCCUCAUUCAGAGCUGACGGUUUUAACUUCUCAUCAUCAGGACGAGAGGACGUGGACGUGAGAACUCUGGGAAAUGGUCGACCCUUCGCUAUGGAGCUGCUGAACCCUCAUAGAGUGAAAUUUAACAGAACUGAGAUCAAGCAAAUGCAAGAGACAAUCAAUCAGUCAUCUGACAAAAUACGAGUACGAGACCUCCAGAUCGUCACUAGGGAAGCGACAAGUCGCAUGAAAGAAGGUGAGGAGGAGAAGACGAAGACCUACAGCGCCCUCAUUUGGACACAGAAAACCAUUUCCAACACCGACCUGGAAUUUCUGGGGAACACCAAGAACUUGAAGAUCGCUCAGAAGACUCCACUGCGAGUUCUUCAUCGCCGCCCGCUGGCGGUCCGACAGAGAGUCAUACACUCAAUGAGUGCCACUUACCUGGACACGCACCACUUCACCUUAAAACUCUGUACACAGGCCGGGACUUACAUUAAAGAGUUUGUGCAUGGAGAUUUUGGUCGUACCAAACCCAACCUCUGUGACCUCAUGAAGACUGACGCAGAUAUUCUGGAGCUCGAUGUUGAGUCUGUAGAUAUUGAUUGGCCUCCUCAGAUUCCAGAUUGACGUUGGCGACUUUAACCAAAGGUUAUGGAAAAGUUUUGGAGUUGAUCUUAAGCUUUACAGUGUUAAUAAAAACCUCUAUUGUUGCA